AUGCCUGGAACAUGCCAUCUUUCAUUUUCUAGAAUUGUGUUUGACAAUUAUCAGUUGUUUUCCAUUCUUAUUAGUUGCCCUCUUAUUGAAUCUCUUGAUUUGCAAUACUAUUAUGUUCGUGGUUUGAGUCCAAAUGUGGAAAAAAGGUGUCGUGAGCAAAUGAAAGUUUUCCAACUUCCAAUAUAUAAUGAUUAUAUGGACGAUUAUGAUGGAGAUGGUUUUGCUUAUAUGCCCUUUGAAAAAUAUGAUGAUGAUUAUUUGGAGAUGGAUUAUAAAUUCGAUAUUACGACGUGGUCGCAUAAAGGCUUACGCAAUUCCGAUCAGUGGUGUGUUACAGGUUGCACUUAUCGCAAUUUGAAUUCGUUAAAAUAUUAUCCCAAAUUUUGA
Messenger RNA from Vicia faba (fava bean), 387 nucleotides. The record is from the annotation of a GenBank genome assembly. Lineage: Eukaryota; Viridiplantae; Streptophyta; Magnoliopsida; Fabales; Fabaceae.